UAUGGUCCUUGUAAAAAAAAUUCCAUUCAUAAGAAUGCACAAAGAGAAGAACGCACAUAUAUAGCUGUGGUGUUCUCCCGCCAGUUGCAUAAAGCACCAUGUGCGUUCUGGGUUUGGGUGUGUGCCCUCAAUGUUUAGCCAUAUGUGUUGCUCUCAGUUGGUUUCAUAUGUGCCUCCUUCUCAUUGACAGUCCCCAGAUGACCAUGCCAGCAGGCUAAGGGGGCUGAGCUCCCCCUCUCUCCAGGCCAGAAGAUGUUUCUUUGCCCUUAUUGUAACUUAAAUGCCCUCUUUGUGAGCAGUGGACAUAAAUAGCAGUGGACGUCUUGCUGCUUCUCAGUCUCAGCCUUCAAAACUCCAGCUUUCAACAUGCACAGUCUGGCCAGUGCACUCCUGCUGUCCUGCUGCUUCUGGUCAUCCCUUGCCCAGAGCCAUGAUGGAGAAGAGCAGAGAAGAAGUGUUUGGGAUGACCCCAUUCAGUUUUCCACCAAAGCCAAGGAUCAAUGCUCUAUGAUGGUAACAGGACAGGGUGAGCUGACCAAACUGCGCAUCUCCUGCCAAUCCCAGGACAGGUCCUACUGGUGCGAGUACCAGGGCAGGCCGCACGUUUGCCGUCCCUACAACAACAACCCACGUCACUUCUUCACACAGAUCAUGUGGGACCUGCGCAAGUUGAGAAACGCCUGCCAAGGAAAGAGCGCAUUCAAACCUUUCAUGUGCAAAAGAGCCUCUGACGAGGCCCAAAUGGUCUUCGCUACCUCCUCCUCAUCCUACGAUGCACCAGUCCAGCCAGGCUGGACUAGACCAGACACUACAGAAUCUCCAACCACCAGGGAAGAGAUCAAGCCAAGGCAGGCCAGGCCUGACUAUCCAAAAUCCGAUCAAGUCAGGCCAGAACAAGUUAGGCCAAAUGGGGCAAAGCAAAGAAUGAAAUCAUCAAAAUCCCCUUCUAGGUCUCAAGCAGUGAAGACAGAUCAAGCCAGAGCAGAACAGGGUAGAGGAGCUUCAGGAACCAAAUCAGCAAGACCAAUGACGGUACUGAAACCGAAGAUGACUACACCAGCAACAACAGCACCACCACCAACCACUCCAGUUCCCUUGAGCACAGCUAAGAGGCUGGCGAAGCAGCGCUGCUGGCCUUCCUUACAGGGCGUCUGUGCCUUUGUCAUUGGCUGGUUUACAUACUGAGGAAAGAUCAAUCCUCCUGAUAAAAGAGGCCUCGAAAAUACUGGAAGCCUGGAGUGGUUCUGUGCAACAAGCUGAAGAUUUUUGAAUGGGAGAAUGAGAGAAAUCCCAACAGGCUUGUAGUGAAAAUCAUCCUCUACAGCAUAUUGUCAUAUACAGUUGUCAGUUGUACAGGAUUUGAAGGAGUGAAUGGCCUGAGCUGAGCAUGAUUAACCAUGUAACUCGGUCUACCUUUGGACCACUGUGUGAGGCCACCAAAUUUACUCUUCAGGUGUGUAGAGUUGAAACAGGAGCUUCAUGUAUCUUCUUUAUCCUCUAAGAUUCAUGUGUACUGAACAGUAUAUGGGCAUUGUUAUGGAGACUUUUAAAAUCUGAUUUUAUGUAUGUACAGUGGGAAUUAGGGGACUUCUGGACAGGUAACAAUCCAAAUUUUGAUUUGCGAUGUACUUUAACUACAUCAGUAAGUACUCAGCUGUCUCAGUAACUGUCUUAUGUAGUGGUCAGUCAGUGUAUGAAUCUCUGUAUAUAUAAUGAAUAAAUGUUGAUUCUUUA
Messenger RNA from Colossoma macropomum (tambaqui), 1734 nucleotides. RefSeq names its product fibroblast growth factor binding protein 2a (gene fgfbp2a). The transcript has 2 exons. Bases 367 to 1185 code for a protein of 272 amino acids. NCBI's taxonomy places the organism in Eukaryota, Metazoa, Chordata, Actinopteri, Characiformes, Serrasalmidae. Gene Ontology annotation, biological process: cell-cell signaling. Gene Ontology annotation, molecular function: growth factor binding. The record is from RefSeq and is a predicted model, not a curated record.